Humulus lupulus (European hop) is the source of this 695-nucleotide messenger RNA. RefSeq lists its product as uncharacterized. NCBI's taxonomy places the organism in Eukaryota, Viridiplantae, Streptophyta, Magnoliopsida, Rosales, Cannabaceae. Bases 72 to 404 code for a protein of 110 amino acids. The transcript has 2 exons. The record is from RefSeq and is a predicted model, not a curated record.
GCAUUGGCAUGGCAUAUAUUCUAUAUACCUUAUAUUGUAGAUAAGUAGUUGAGAGUAGUUGAUAUAUUAAGAUGAGGCGUGAUAUAGUAGUAUGGUUGGUGGUGAUGGUGGCGGUGGUUGUGGUUGUGGUUGUGCCACCAAUGGCGAAGGCGGAGACGAGUCCAAGCCAGUGCAAGCAGGAGCGGAACCAACUGGUGAGCGCGUGCAAGCCAGUGAUCUUCGGGCAAAACCCGUCGGUCAACUGCUGCGCACGCGUGAGAGAGACUCAUGUGGAGUGUGUUUGCCCCUAUGUCACCCCCAAGUUGGCCAAUCUCAUUAAUGUUCAACGAAGUAUCAAGCAAAUCCAAGGCUGUGGUAGGACUGUUCCUCGCAACUUCAAGUGCGGAAGUGUGACUACACCAUGAAAGAGACUAUAUAUAUAUAUAUAUACCUUAAAAAUAAAUGUUGGGGCUGUUUAAGGAACAAGGAAGGAUCAUGGAUAGCACUCUCUUCCUUUUCUAUAACUGUUCUCGUGAGAAUAAUGUAUCAAGAAGAGCGCUAAACUAAAUCUUUACGUUUAUAUUUUAGGAAGCCCCAUGCUAGCUAUAAUUAAUGGUCAAACCGUGACAUUAUAGUACGGGUUCCUUUGUUUUACUUUAUUAGUCGCAUACGUUGUAAUCAAAGUUUUCUAGGCUAAUAAUAUUAAUUGUUUCUUA